AAUAAAAUACCUCUAUAAAUAACCACCACUUCAUUAAUAAAUUCUCACAACACUCACACCAAAACACUCAACAACUAAACAAACACUCACCAACUAUCCCAAUGGAUUCACUUUCUUACCCUUACUACGCCGUAGCAUGGCUAGCCACGGUGGUCCUCCUCCUCCUAUCGCGUCGUCUCCGUCGUCGCCGCAACCUCAACCCACCACCGGGCCCUAAACCAUGGCCAAUAAUUGGAAACCUUAACCUCAUAGGCACCCUCCCCCACCGUUCCAUCCAUGAUCUCUCCCAAAAAUAUGGAGAGAUCAUGCAACUUAAAUUCGGCUCGUUUAACGUCGUAGUUGGAUCCUCGGUCGAAAUGGCCAAGGUGUUUUUAAAGACACAGGAUCUUAACUUUGCUUGUCGUCCAAAAACCGCAGCGGGUAAAUACACAACUUAUAAUUACUCUGAUAUUACAUGGUCCCCAUACGGGGCGUAUUGGAGACAAGCGCGUAAAAUGUGUGUUAUGGAGUUGUUUAGCGCGAAGCGACUCGAAUCGUACGAGUAUAUUCGAGUGGAGGAGACAUAUUCAUUAAUAAAAACUAUAUUUAAAUCUUCUAGACAAGAGAUUCUGUUGAAGGAUCUUUUGUCAACCGUGAGUUUGAAUGUUAUUAGUAGGAUGGUGUUGGGGAAGAGGUAUUUGGACGAGUCGGAGAACUCGGUUGUGAGUCCGGACGAGUUUAAGAAGAUGUUGGAUGAGUUGUUUUUGUUGAAUGGUGUGUUUAAUAUUGGCGAUUCGAUACCGUGGAUUGAUUUCAUGGAUCUACAAGGGUAUGUGAAGCGGAUGAAGGCGGUUAGCAAGAAGUUUGAUCGGUUUUUGGAGCAUGUUUUGGAUGAGCAUAACUCGCGGCGAAAAGCAGAGGGGGAGAAGUUUGUCGCGACGGAUAUGGUUGAUUUGUUGUUGCAGCUUGCUGAUGAUCCGAAUCUUGAUGUCAAGCUUGAAAGACAUGGCGUUAAAGCUUUUACACAGGACUUGCUUGCCGGUGGAACCGAGAGCUCGGCUGUUACUGUCGAAUGGGCGAUUUCCGAAAUCUUUAAAAAACCCGAGAUAUUCAAAAAGGCAACCGAAGAGCUCGAUCGAGUCAUAGGCAAGAACAGAUGGGUUCAAGAAAAGGACAUGCCUAACCUACCUUACAUCGAGGCGAUUGCUAAGGAGACAAUGAGGUUGCACCCCGUGGCACCAAUGUUGGUCCCAAGAAGAGCUCGUGAGGAUUGUAAAGUAGCCGGUUAUGACAUUACCGAAGGAACCCGAGUGUUGGUUAGCGUUUGGACCAUCGGGAGAGAUCCUAAACUGUGGGAUAACCCCGAAGAGUUUUGUCCUGAAAGAUUCACUGGAAAGGAAAUUGAUGUCAAGGGUCAUGACUUUGAGUUGUUACCAUUUGGUGCGGGCCGAAGGAUGUGCCCCGGGUAUAGCUUAGGAUAUAAGGUUAUCGAAGCGACAUUGGCUAACUUACUUCACGGGUUUAACUGGAAAUUGCCGGGUACAAUGACCAACGACGACUUGAACAUGGAGGAGAUUUUCGGGCUAUCGACACCAAAGAAAUUUCCACUUGUCACAGUGGCUGAACCAAGGCUUCCACUUGAAAUGUACCAUCUUUAGUGUGUGUUUGUUGCAAGCUUUAAUUAUGUACGAUGUCAAUGUAUCACUCUCCUUUUCAUAUUUAUAUAUAAAUAAAUAAAUGCAAGUGUCUUUCAAUGCU
Helianthus annuus (common sunflower) is the source of this 1737-nucleotide messenger RNA. Its product is annotated as trimethyltridecatetraene synthase. Gene Ontology annotation, molecular function: iron ion binding; monooxygenase activity; heme binding. The record is from RefSeq and is a predicted model, not a curated record. Bases 102 to 1637 code for a protein of 511 amino acids. The transcript has 2 exons. Lineage: Eukaryota; Viridiplantae; Streptophyta; Magnoliopsida; Asterales; Asteraceae.